This is a messenger RNA of Lineus longissimus, 1010 nucleotides long. Its product is annotated as ras-related protein Rab-21-like. The transcript has 7 exons. Gene Ontology annotation, molecular function: GTP binding; GTPase activity. The coding region runs from base 61 to 708 and encodes 215 amino acids. Lineage: Eukaryota; Metazoa; Nemertea; Pilidiophora; Heteronemertea; Lineidae. Gene Ontology annotation, biological process: Rab protein signal transduction. The record is from RefSeq and is a predicted model, not a curated record. Gene Ontology annotation, cellular component: Golgi apparatus; endosome.
UCAUAUGACGAUGACGUCGCGCCUGGAGGGAGCCAUAUUGACAAGCAUUAAUGCUAAAAAAUGUCGGCUGCCAGCGCUGGAUCAAAUAGAAAUUACUCCUUCAAAGUUGUCCUGCUUGGAGAAGGUUGUGUUGGAAAAACAUCACUGGUUUUGAGAUAUGUUGAAAAUAAGUUCAAUGAUAAACAUCUCAGUACAUUACAGGCAUCUUUUCUAGACAAAAAGCUGAACAUUGGAGGCAAAAGAGUAAAGUUAGCCAUAUGGGAUACGGCUGGACAGGAGAGAUUCCAUGCAUUAGGACCUAUAUAUUACAGAGACAGUAAUGGUGCUAUAUUAGUGUACGAUAUCACUGAUGAAGAUUCCUUCCAAAAGGUUAAGAAUUGGGUGAAGGAGCUUCGAAAGAUGUUGGGGAAUGAUAUCUGCUUGUGUAUAGCUGGUAACAAAAUAGAUCUUGAAAAAGACCGCCAUGUAUCAAUAGAGGAAGCUGAAGCGUAUGCAGCUUCAGUAGGAGCAAAACACAUCCAUACUUCUGCCAAAUUGAAUAAAGGAAUUGAAGAGUUAUUUUUAGAUUUAAGUAAACGAAUGAUCGACACUGCCGGCAUGGAUAAUGGACAAGGGUCAAUGGGACGGCCAACACGAAGAAAUGUCGUUACAAUAGUAGAUGAUGAGCCGCAGUCGAGUGGAGGCGGAUGCUGCGGGGGUGGCUCCUAAAGAGGCGGGAGAUUUCGAAAUUGUCACUCCAUGUUUCUAUCAUAUUGACUAUCAUAUAAUGAAAAUAGACUCAAAUUAGUGUGCUAUGUGUACAGUAUCAGAAAUUGAUAUUUAUGUCAGUGGUGUCAUAACCGAGGGGGGCUGAUAAUAACGAGGUGUUGACUUAUUUGAAAAUUCAGUCAUGAGGUGUGUGGGAACAACAAGUCUUUUUUUAAAUUAUUUUUCCUGGCUGUUAUACAUGUAUGUGGUAAUUGUUGAGUUUGUGGGCAUACUACAAGUUACUAUUGUAAAAUCAGCCAGGA